This is a messenger RNA of Dermacentor silvarum, 2197 nucleotides long. RefSeq lists its product as uncharacterized. The transcript is spliced from 6 exons. Bases 4 to 1575 code for a protein of 523 amino acids. The record is from RefSeq and is a predicted model, not a curated record. NCBI's taxonomy places the organism in Eukaryota, Metazoa, Arthropoda, Arachnida, Ixodida, Ixodidae.
GAGAUGGAUACCGCACCGAUAAAAUGCUUCACAUAUUUCCUUGGCCGAUCCCUCGCUGGAGGAGACAUGCCAAGACGCAGGAAGUCUGCUUCCGUCUGCGACCCGCUGGAGUGCAGACCCGAGAGCAAAGAGGAGAAAUCCGUCGAUCAGUCCGGCUUCCCCGAUGACCACCUGGACGACCUGGACACACUCGCGUCGGCUGUGGACACCGUCGUCUUGUGCCUAAACGUUCCGCUGGACCACAGGCGAGUGCCGGAUGGCUGUACCGUGACCCCUGACCUGAGACGCGUCUUCACCGAGCCCAAGACCCUGGUGGCCCGCAAGGGGGCCUUGGCGAACCUCGGCGUUUCGAGGGCCCUGUUCGCCGGCUGCGCGGCGUUCUCGUCCUCGAAGCCUUAUCGUCGCGCUGCCAUGUCGGUUCUGGCGGCAGCUCGCUCCCUGUGCAUCAUCCACAACAGGGACAGCGUGUGCAAGCUGGCGAGCUGGUUCCCCUCGGUCACGGACUUGGCGUUGCCGCACAAUCUGGCCUUCCGUGGCGUCUGCAGCCGUCAAGACUGCGAGGGUCACUGCGACAGAAAACAGUCAUCCCUGGAGCGGAUCGUGGGCGACGCACCGGCGCUCGGGUCGGCCAACCUCGAGCUGGACGAGCCGCUCCUCUCCGACUGCCUGCUGAUGCUUCCCAAUAUAGUCUCUGUUCAUUCCGCCUUGGAUGCGGUGCUUCACAUAUGGGAUGUCCUGUCAGACGAAGUCGUGCUGGAUGACGUGGACUACGCCUACUUGCGCAAGUGUCCCGAAGUGAUCCUAGGAAGCUGGCGCGAGCUGCCUGGCACCGCCCUGUCGUACAGGGAUGUUGGUGUCGCCGAGGUCACAGGCGCCAGGAGUUUCUGCCCCGCAGUUAGGAAACUUGAGGUGGUGUUUGAGAAGAAAGAGGCCCUGACCGCGGUCGUCGACUACAAGCAGCUCACGAGCCUGUCCUUGAUGUUCGCCGGCAAGGGCAAGUGCCGCGCCACGGAAACCGAGCUGUCGAAGAUCGUCAGGAAGUUUGUCGACUUGGAGCGACUCGACCUGCAAUUCUUCAGCGACGUCGACCUGCGGUCCAUCGCCGAGCACUGCCCGAAACUCACGAAUCUCUCGUUGCACGGUAGCGCUCUCGCCUCCAUCGACGUCGACGGCGCACUCCUGCCCAAGCGUCUCACGUUCCUCCGCAUGGGACCGCCGAUCGAACCAACAGCAACGUUCCUGUCGCUGCUGGAAUGCAAUCGCAAGAUUCUCGACGUGCUUCGGCUAGAAGGCGACGACGCGGCCGCGGCGUUUCUCGACGUCUGCGCCGAGACGGAGUUUCCGAGUCUUCGACGUCUGACGUUGGACACGAGUCGGCCGAUACGUCAACUGGGCGUCCAGCCGGAGGACUUGCACGAUGUCGCCAAGAACCUGCCCGCGCUGAAGUGUCUGGUCACCGACAGCUACGACCUGCGGCUGUACUUCGAGUACUACGUUCCCUCGGUCGCCAUUUCGUGGUGCAUCUGCACGGUUUGCAUCGCCGAACGGUCCAGGCAGCACGUAGCUGGCAGAUGAAGAUAUAUGGUUUGCGACGCCCGAGUCAUUCGCAGGCACCUGGCUUUGUAGCCGCGGAUGACUUGAACCCAGUACACAUGAUACCCGCCCUAUUGAUAAAAACUCAUGUACCAUAUGGGGGUCCCAUAUAAAAACAUGUUCCAAUAAUAUAUCGUAUGGGUCAUGCCCCCCCCCCCCCCCCCAUUUGAUGUAUGGAACAGAUAGGUUUCUAUAUGGGAUUCCAUGUGUUUAUUUGGUAUUAUUAAAUGUGGCACUUAUAGGUCGUUCAUAGAGCUGAACACUUGAACGACGUAGCAAGGAACCUGCUGGCGUUGAAGUGCUUAGCCGUGGACAGCCUACAGUGUGCUUCUUCGGGCUACGUUUCCUCAAUAACGCUUUCGUGUUGUCUGGUACUGUCAUCUUUGUCGAUUGGUCCAGGCAUCAUGGGAAUGAUGCUGUAGGUGCUUUUAAAUUGUACAGACCAGAAUUUAUUAACUUUGACACUCGCGUUCCCGGCACGACUUGGGACGGUUAUUUGUCGCGGCAACUUUCUUCAAGCCGCAGCUGUGCAAUAUUCAAGUUCUGAGAAAUGGCUUUAACGCGAAAACUGGCUGUCAAGGUCGACAGGUUGUUUUAAGAGGCU